AAUUUGAUUUCUCUUCUUAUGCCACAUAAUAUAAAUAUUGGGUUUCUAUAAAAAAAAAAAAUUGUAUUACAGAAACAGAGAAGUUUAAUGGAGGGGUUAAUUCCAUAUCUGAUUCAUGCUAUCAAGAAAGACUAUAAGCCUGAUCAUCAGAGGUAUCGAUCGAUGUCUGUAGGAUCGAGCCGAAGCUAUCGACCAUUAAUGAUGGGACAAGAAGGUUCUUCUUCGAUGCAGGGAUCUUCUCACCGUCGAACUAGAUCAGACUACAAUCCACCUGCUAUAAUGGAUAAGUCUGAUCAGAGAUCAUCAGGUUUUGGUCAAGAAUUUGUGAAUAAAGAUUCUUCUUCUCAAAAUAUAGCAACAAAGACUUAGCUUGCAGAUAGUCGUUGAUUUUAUGUAAGAAAGAAAUUUAUGUCUGAUUUUCUAUUUAUAUUAUUCAAUUUGUAAUAAAUUUGAUACCUAUCAAUGAAAUUAA
Messenger RNA from Arabidopsis lyrata subsp. lyrata, 472 nucleotides. RefSeq lists its product as uncharacterized. The coding region runs from base 88 to 369 and encodes 93 amino acids. NCBI's taxonomy places the organism in Eukaryota, Viridiplantae, Streptophyta, Magnoliopsida, Brassicales, Brassicaceae. The record is from RefSeq and is a predicted model, not a curated record. The transcript has a single exon.